This is a messenger RNA of Sander lucioperca (pikeperch), 2679 nucleotides long. Its product is annotated as SLAIN motif-containing protein 1-like. Bases 137 to 2059 code for a protein of 640 amino acids. The record is from RefSeq and is a predicted model, not a curated record. Gene Ontology annotation, biological process: cytoplasmic microtubule organization; microtubule nucleation; positive regulation of microtubule polymerization. Gene Ontology annotation, cellular component: microtubule plus-end. Lineage: Eukaryota; Metazoa; Chordata; Actinopteri; Perciformes; Percidae. The transcript is spliced from 10 exons.
CUGGGUUACCGUCCAGACAGAUUACUACGCUACCGGAAUACAGAAACCAGCCUGAGAACAACGGGUGAGCCAUUUCUCAUCUCAUUUGGAGGUGGAGUAGCGGCUAGAAUAGCUUUAUUUUUUGUGUUCUGGUCCAAUGGAGGCAGCGGUACUGAACCACUCGAUAAUGACCGAGGUCGACUGUAACAGCAACACCUUGAACGCCGAGUUAGAGGUGAAGAAGCUGCAGGAGCUGGUCCGGAAGCUGGAGCGGCAGAAUGAGCAGCUGCGGACCCGGGCGAGUAGCUGCUCCGGCAGCCCGCAGGUGCUUCCUCCAUCCUCGGCGUGCGUGCUCGGCAGCGCCGGGGGAUACCCCCUCCCCAGCCCGCUGCCCACCUUGCUGUGUCAGUCGUCCUUGGAGGCAUUCGUGCCCCCGGAGGAGCCUUUCGACUAUUUCCAGCCGCACUCCGGUGGGGAUGGAGCAACUGCUGCUGCGGGGGAGGAGGCGGAGGACGGAUCCGAGCCGUCGCUUCUGGACGAGCUGGAACUUUUGGAUUUUGAUUCUCUGUGCUGCUCAGACGAGUCUGAUGAAACAUGGUUGUACGUGCCAUCAAAAGCCAGAGAGCCCACAGCUGGCUCCCUCACACCUCUGCAGUGGUGCCGGCAGGUUCUGGACAAAUCAGAGGUGGAGGUCGCCAGGAGAUCGCUGUCCCUUCGCCUGGAACAAGUGUCCAGGUGGCGUAGCUCCCUUUCCAGCCCUUCUCCCACCUCCUCCCCCGGCCCUCCCCUGAGUCGAGUGGCCGGAGUGUCACCCAUCAGCUCUUCUCCGUCAGCCAAACCCUGCUCCACUCCCCAGUCGGCUGAAAGACAUGUUCCAGCCCUCUCCUCCCCGCUCCACCCGGUCCUCCAUCGGACGCUGAGCCCUGUAGGGAAGGAUCUGUCCCCUGUUUCGGAGAGGACUCCCACCUUCUUCCCCGCCAACCGCAGCCGCAGCCUCCGGCGCUGCGCCCUCAGUCUUCAGUCAUCCGUGGACAGUGACCUCGGUUCUUCAGAGGUGGAGGACGACUCCAUCACCCUGGGAUACAAACUGCAGGACCUCACCGAUGUCCAGGUUAUGGCCCGACUGCAGGAGGAGAGUCUAAGACAGGACUACGCCAGCACGUCGUCCGUCCUGGCCAACCGCCGCAGCCAGAGCUUCACCUUCCAGCUCAGCCAGCUCAGCGCCGGCCUCGACCUGGAGGAGGAAGACGAGGACGACGAAGACUACGGCCUCCUGCCCCCACCGCAGCCGCGCCUCACCCGCCUCCCGCACUCCCACACUUUCUCCAGCAUCCGAGACUGGCGAAGAAGCACCAGCUCCCUGUCCACCCCGCCUUCCACCCCCUCCACUCCGCCUUACCCCUCCGCAGGGUUCGCCUUCCAACCUCAGCCCCUGGGCCUGGGGCUGGGGCUGGGGCUGGGGCUGGGCAGCCCCUGCGCAGCCGAGCAGCACAGCUUCCGACCAGGAUCAGCCGAAUAUGAGAAUAAGCUGCGGAGGAGCAUGCCUAACCUUGUCAGAGCUCCCAGCAUGCCUAGUGUGCCCAUUCCAACCAAUCCUAGUGCUUCUCCUUCUUUGCUUCGUAACAGCCAGAGUUUUGAUUCGUCCAGUGGGCUGGCUCGACUGCAGUCCUUCAUCCCCUCCCCAGGCCAGCUGCAGAACAGGGUCCAGAGCGUCGGGAACUUCUCCACGUUGUCACGGCAGCCGCUGAAGGCCACCGCCUACGUCAGCCCCACCAUCAAGGGCUCGGCCCCCACGCCGGCCUCCACCAGCCUCCAGUGUCUGAACGUCAGCAGCGGGGGGAGCAGCGGGGUUGCCACGGGCAUCCCUAUGCUCAGUAAACCUCCGGGCGGAGCAGGGCCGCCGACUUCCACCCCAAACACGCCACGCAGCAGCCUGCCCCGCCCCGCCUCCUUUGUUGGCACCCCAAGCUCCACCCCCCGCAGCAAGGGCCAACCAGCGCGGAGUUUACUGACGCCUCCAAAGAGCCUGUCCACCCUCAGUGCCCUUCGUGACAGCAGCUGGAGGGACGGCUGCUACUGAUGGAUGGAUGGACUGGUGGAAACCCCGCUGGCUCGGGUAACUCGCCACACCUCAACAUAAAGCUUUUCCUUGGGGAUGUUUGAAUGGGUUUGACCAAAAAGUAACUGUAACCUUAAAUCUGCUUAAGUCCUGCAUAGAAGAGUUCUCCAAAAGGGCCACAAGUGAACUGAUCUCUCGUGUCAUCCAUUGAAUUCUAUGCAGAAUUUCUUCGGGGAAGGCGGGAUGUCUUUUUUCUGGAUUUGAGUGUAUGCAGAUCAGGUCUAAUUUUACCGACAGCUUGACGCUCCUGAGUUUGGUCCGUGCCAAGGGGGAGUUGUUCCCUGUUGCUCUUGUGCAAUAAACCACUGGCUGUAGGGUACCAGUAGUACUAACCUGCUAAAGAGGCCUGCCACUUUUUAUAAAUAAAGAGCCUCACAAUACUGUACGUAUUUAUAUAUUUAUUUUAAAUACCUUUUUUUUUUAACUAAUCAGGUGUUUUCCCUCUGGCAACAAGCGCCAAAGAUGCUGCUAAAAUGAAUCCGUCCCUGUUGGUUUGGGCACAUUUGGUCUCAUUUUUACAAGGUCUACUGUAUGUAUCUGUGUACAAAGCUUACUAUUAAAUGGCUAUUUAUAUAAAUAUA